AUGUCGAAGUUGAGUGAACAUGACAAUACAAUUUUGAACUGUAUUUUCAAUCCCCAUCUACCAGCUGAAGAUAACAUCUCUUAUCCACCAAAGAAACUUGAAGAUGCUUUAAAUGAUGCGACAAAAGCAAUAAAUUUAAGCACGGAUAAAUAUAAAAGGACACUCUGCUUAGCAUAUUGCCAAAGGGGCAUUCUUCAUAGGAAAGCUGAAAAUAUGGAAAUGGCCAGAGAAGAUUUCGAAAAUGCUGCUAAAAUGGGAAAUGAUUUUGCAAAGAAACAGCUCAUCGAACUGAAUCCGUAUGCAGCACUGUGCAACCAAAUGUUAAGGCAAGUGAUGGACACAUGGAACUAG
This is a messenger RNA of Leptinotarsa decemlineata (Colorado potato beetle), 351 nucleotides long. Its product is annotated as tetratricopeptide repeat protein 36 homolog. The record is from RefSeq and is a predicted model, not a curated record. NCBI's taxonomy places the organism in Eukaryota, Metazoa, Arthropoda, Insecta, Coleoptera, Chrysomelidae. Gene Ontology annotation, molecular function: protein binding.